CCGGGAACCGUCCGGACCUCCGCCGCCUCCCCGACCCCCGACCCAUUUCACAGAGCGGUAAACUGAGGCUCCCGGCGGCCCCGCCCAGGACGGCCCCCGCCACCGGAUCCCAGCAGGGGAGAGCUAUACCAAGCGAGAGGCCAUGUCUGCCCUGCUGGGGAUCAAGAGCAGCGUGCUGCGUCAGGUCCAGGGGCGCCAGUCUUUCCGCCGCAGGGCCGAGGAAGGGGCCGGGCUGCCCGGGACCACCAUGCAGGAGCCCAGCCCGGAGACCGGCGCUGGCAGGGAGGAGGAGGACGACGAUGGCGACUUCUUUGCCAGAAUGAAGUCCAUCCUGAAGAAGAAAGAAGCCAGACAGCGCUCCGGGCGACGGGAGGGGGUCUUGCACAGCGGUGCCCCUCCUCCGCGGGAGCCUAGUGGCCUCAGCCCAGCCCUGGAGAUGCCGCAGCACAGCCCCGAACAGGUGUCCGAGCUGUACGAGGAGGCGCUGUACACCGUGUGCUACAAGCUGGGCGCCGCCGCCCCGGAGCAGCAGGCGGCCACUGAGCACGAGCUGUUCGACUACCUCCAGAAGGUGUUUGACAUGAGCGUCGAUGACCAUCAGGCCGCUCUGCAACGAGUGAAGGAGGCCAAGGCCCCAGCCUAUUCCUUGAAGGUCACCGUGGUGAGGGCCAGGAAUCUCAUGGCCAAGGACCCCAAUGGUUUCAGCGACCCCUACUGCAUGCUGGGAAUCCUGAUCGGCCAGAGCCCCCGCACCCCCGGGGAGAAGAGGGAGAGGAGGUUCAGCUUCCGGAAGAAGAAGGAGAAGCAUCUGAGCGGGCGGGACGGGCUCCCGGCCAAGUACCUCCAGGUCACCGAGGUCAAGAGCAACACGCUGAACCCCGUGUGGAACGAGCACUUCCUGUUUGAGAUCGAAGAUGCCGCCACUGACCAACUGCACCUGGACAUCUGGGACCACGACGAUGACGUGUCUGUGGCCGAGGCCUGCAAGAAGCUGAACGAAGUCAUCGGCUUCAAGGGGAUGGGCAGAUACUUCAAACAGAUCGUCAAGUCGGCCCGGGCCAACGGGGCGUCCGGAGCCGCCGAGGACAAUGCGGAUGACUUCCUGGGGUGCCUCAACAUCCCUGUCUGCGAGGUGCCCGUGGCCGGCCUGGACCGCUGGUUCCGGCUGGAGCCCCGAUCCAGCUCCUCCCGCGUCCAGGGGGACUGCCACCUCGUCCUCAAGCUGAUCACCACUCAGAGAGACACCAGCCUGAGCUCCCGGGCCUCCGGCUUCCACGUCCAUGAGCUGCUCCUCGGCUGGCUGCUGCGGUUCGAGCGCCAACAGGGGCAGGCGGACACCUCCAGCUGGAGAGGGGAGCUGAGCUCUCCGGCCGCCACCCUGCUCGCCCAUCACGGGACACAGCUGGACUUGACCACCCUCCAGCUGGCUGUGGUGCACUGGCAGGCCGGCAGUCGGCACCACCGGGAGCAGAGCUUGGACUACCGCUACCUCCUAGACCUGCUGGGGAACAUCCGGGAGCAAUGGGGGGAGGAGACCCUGCCCAGGGAGCAGGAGGAGGGUUUGGCCGAAAGCUUCGUCGCCUUCACGGAGCACGCCCUGCUGCUGCUGCAACACCUGCGGGAGCUGUACCCCGUCACCAACAGCAACGCCGUUGCGCGCCUCGAGGGCCUCCUCAGGUGCCUCAGUCUGAUCCACGGCCUCCAGCCCUUCCAGGCGGUCUGCCCUUCCCGGAACCAGCUGCCCCUGGAUGUGGCCACUGCCCUCAAGAGAGGCACCCUGAACUGGUACGAGGGGAUCCAAAGCAGCCGGAGCCCUGGAGGGCAGCCUGGCCCAGAGCAGAUCCCAGGGCUGGUCAGCCUGGUGGACGCCGUUUACGAGGACUUGCAGAGCUGCUGUGUCUAUAACCCGCUGUUUGCCAGCAUCGUCCAAGUCGACCUGUUCAGCAUCACCUACCGACAGCUGGAGAAGCUGGUGGCAGAAGAGGUGGGCUCGGCGGUGGGAGAGCUGAGCCGAGGGGUGGAGGCGGGCCAUGCCUGGGCGGUCCGGGGCCUCGGCGAGGGCCUCUUUGAACUCUACAUGGCCCUGGCGGAGACCCAGCGCCUGAGGGAUCACCUCCCCUCUACGGACAGCUCGGCCCUGGCUCUGUCCGGCCUCCACUCCCAGUUCCUCCCUGCCAUGCACCUGUGGCUGCAGGUGUUGCACGAGAGGACCAACACUCGUCUUCAGAGGGCCGUGGACGUCGACAAGCUGGAGCCUGUGGACGCAGCGUCCAAGCACAGUAGCUCGGCGGCCGAGGUGACACUCUGCUUCUCACAGACCCAGGAGCUGUGGACCCAGCUGGCCUGGCCAGACCCGGCCGAGGCCCUGGACCUGGUGACCCAGCUCAGCGAUGACUUGUGCCGAGCCGCCCUGCACUAUGCAGAACUGGUGCGGAGGAAGGCAGAACGCAGGCCCCCAGCUCCAGGAGAGGCUGUCAGCGAGCAGCUGUGCGUGGCCCUCAACAACGUGGAGCACGUGCGGAAGCUGACAGGGCAGGUGCUGCGGGGCCUUCCGGGGGCGCCCCGGGAGCCGGGCUUGGGCCUGCCCGGAGGGCCGGAGGGCCGGGGAACCCCGCUGGCCCUGCAGGCCCCCGCCCAGGCACGGACGAGGACCUGCGCAGGGAGACUCGGACCCUGGUCGUCCCACCUGACUGCCAAGAUGGUGGGUGAUGUGAAGAAAUUCGUGCAGCACAUCAGCCUCUCCCCAGACUCCAUCCAGAACGAGGAGGCUGUGGCCCCGCUCAUGAAAUAUCUGGACGACAAGCUGGUGGUCCUCAACGAAUCGCUGGUGAAGGAAAAUCUCUGCAGGGUGCUGGCGGCGCUGUGGGAGAUGCUGCUGUCGGCCAUCCUGCAGGCGCUCAGCGCCAACCGCGACGUGUCCGCCGACUUCUACCGAAGGUUCCACUACUCGCUGGAGGCGCUGGUGGACUUCUUCCACGCGGAGGGCCAGGGCCUGCCCCUCGACAGCCUGCGGGACGCCAACUUCAAGACCCUGGAGGAGGAGCUGCGGCUGCACAAGUGCUCCACCGCAGAGUGCAUCGAGCAGUAUUACCUGGACAAGCUCAAACAGAGACCCUCGGAGCAGAGCAAGUACGGGCGACUGCGGGUCAAAUGCUACUAUGAGGCUGCGGAGCAGCGCCUGGCCGUGGAGGUCCUCCACGCGCUGGACCUCAUCGCCCUCGAUGCAAAUGGUCUGAGCGACCCCUUCGUCAUUGUGGAGCUGUGCCCUCACCACCUCUUCCCGCUGGCACGGGCCCACAGGACCCAGGUCAAGGCCAAGACCCUGCAUCCGGUCUAUGAUGAGCUGUUCCACUUCUCGGUGCCCGCGGAGCAGUGCCGCCGGCGGGCGGCCUGCGUGGUCUUCACCGUAAUGGACCACGACUGGCUCUCCACCAACGUCGCCGGCGAGGCGGCUCUCACCCUGAGUGGCAUCUGCGGCCUCGGCAGUCCCCGGAUCGCUGGCGGCGGGAAGAAUGUGCAGCCCAUCACCCUCCAGCUGCGCCGCCCACUGCCAACGGUAACGUGGACCACCCCUCCCGGCCCCGUUCCCUUUCCUGGGGGAUGCCAGUCUGCCUUCGGGGGUGGUGGGGGAAGUCCGUUUGGUCCGAGCCCGGGCCGGGGCACUUCUCGUGCAGUGAAGUCAGCCCUGCGCAUGCUGGAAGGCCGCCUGGACAAGGAGGCGCAGGAGUUUGUGAAGAAGCUGAAGGAGAUGGAGAAGUGCAUGGGAGACGCCGACUGA
Ornithorhynchus anatinus (platypus) is the source of this 3778-nucleotide messenger RNA. RefSeq names its product BAI1 associated protein 3 (gene BAIAP3). NCBI's taxonomy places the organism in Eukaryota, Metazoa, Chordata, Mammalia, Monotremata, Ornithorhynchidae. The record is from RefSeq and is a predicted model, not a curated record.